Oncorhynchus masou masou (cherry salmon) is the source of this 1060-nucleotide messenger RNA. RefSeq names its product S-adenosylhomocysteine hydrolase-like protein 1. Lineage: Eukaryota; Metazoa; Chordata; Actinopteri; Salmoniformes; Salmonidae. The annotation marks the transcript as partial. Gene Ontology annotation, biological process: L-methionine cycle. The transcript has 11 exons. Gene Ontology annotation, cellular component: cytosol. The record is from RefSeq and is a predicted model, not a curated record.
GUUCUGAUUGAGACCCUGGUAGCUCUCGGAGCUCAGUGUCGUUGGACAGCCUGUAACAUCUACUCUACUCAGAACGAGGUGGCUGCUGCCCUGGCAGAGACCGGUGUGCCUGUGUUUGCGUGGAAGGGCGAGUCAGAGGAUGACUUUUGGUGGUGCAUCGACCGCUGUGUCAACACGGAAGGCUGGCAGGCCAACAUGAUCUUGGAUGACGGAGGGGAUCUGACCCACUGGGUUUAUAAGAAGUACCCCAGCGUGUUCAAGAAGGCUCAGGGCAUCGUGGAGGAGAGUGUCACUGGAGUCCACAGGUUGUACCAGCUGUCCAAGGCAGGCAAGCUGUGUGUCCCGGCCAUGAACGUGAACGACUCUGUUACCAAGCAGAAGUUUGACAACCUCUACUGCUGCAGAGAGUCCAUCCUGGACGGUUUGAAGAGGACCACUGAUGUGAUGUUUGGGGGGAAACAGGUGGUGGUGUGCGGUUAUGGAGAGGUGGGGAAGGGUUGCUGUUCUGCCCUGAAGGCCCUGGGAGCCAUCGUCUGCAUCACGGAGAUAGACCCCAUCUGCGCCCUGCAGGGCUGCAUGGAUGGGUUCAGGGUGGUGAAGCUGAAUGAAGUCAUUCGUCAGAUGGACCUGGUGAUAACCUGCACAGGCAAUAAGAACGUGGUGACCAGAGAGCAGCUGGACCGGAUGAAGAAUGGCUGUAUAGUCUGCAACAUGGGACAUUCCAAUACCGAGAUUGAUGUGGCCAGCCUGAGGAGCCCGGAGCUUACCUGGGAGAGGGUGCGUUCUCAGGUGGACCAUGUGAUCUGGCCCGAUGGCAAGAGGGUUGUCCUGCUGGCUGAGGGUCGUCUUUUGAAUCUGAGCUGUUCUACAGUGCCUACGUUUGUCCUGUCUAUCACAGCCACUACUCAGGCCCUGGCUCUGAUUGAGUUGUUCAAUGCUCCUGAGGGACGCUACAAACAGGAUGUCUAUUUGCUGCCUAAGAAGAUGGGUAAGACCAUGGCACCCUAUUCCCUAUAUAGUGCCCUACUUUUGACCAUGACCCAUAGGGCUUUGAUUAAAA